AUGGAUAUGAUAUGGUGGCUUGAUUUAGUACAUAGGAACGAAGAAGCGAACGAACGAAGGAACGAAAAGUGGACGAAGAAGAAGCAAAAGCAGAAUCAGACUGGGACGGAGAGAGAGAGAGAGAAGACCCUAAAACCGAACCGAACAGAACCGAAGAGAACGUGUAAGAAAGCAAAAGCAAACGCAGCAUCAGCCGCAUUCGCAGCGCUACUACACUUGCAUGCAUCCCCACCCUCUCCUCCCCACCGGGACAGUCGACGACGAAGAAGAAGCAUCCGAAUAACGCACCAGCACGAGGAGGAGGAGGAGGACGAAGGUUUACGACCAGCAGUUGAAGAAGAAGAAGAAGAAGAAGAAGAAGCUGUAGUCGAAGCAGAAGUCGACGAAGAAGAAGAAGAAGAAGCUGUAGUCGAAGCAGAAGUCGACGAAGAAGAAGAAGAAGCAGCAGGAGGAGGAGGACGCAUAAGAAGAAGAAGAAGAAGGAGAAGAAGAAGAAGUCGAGGCAGAGGGAGGAGGAGGAGUUGGAGGAGUUCGCCGCUCUUGUGCUCUUCUCUCUUCGUCUUCGUCUUCGUUGUUGCCGCCCUCCAUCUCUCCAUCUCCAUGGCCACACUUGCGCACUUCGCUGCUGCCGCAUCCCCUCCGCUGCUGCUUCCCAGGACAAAGCAACCAUGGAAAAAUUCUUCAGGAAUGGAGCCUCUGCCUGUCCUUUUGGCACCAGGUCAGGUUGCGGUAGCUUCAAUCGGGUAUGAGAAGGCAGUAAUGAACCCCGUUGCACGGAAUCAACUAGUCUCCUCUGAUGCAAGGUUGUACAUUUCAAAGCGGGGAACAGUUGGAAAGUUUGGUCGGCAGCGUGCAAAUCAGCGGUGGUUAUGCAGCAUUCAAGAAACUCCGCGGAGGCUCCAGUGCAGUACCAUGGAAGAAACUUACGAUGUCCUUGCAAAACAACUUUUGUCAAAAGCUUUGAUCCAUGAUCCCGAUCAAAAGUAUAUGGUGGGGAUUGCAGGGUCUCCUGGGGCGGGAAAGUCAACUGUUGCCAACGAGAUUGCGCUUCGAUUAAAUGAGCUUUGGCUUGAGAGUCAUGGGGAGAAAAGUGGAGGAGCUCCGAUAGCCGUCGCCGUACCUAUGGAUGGGUAUCACUUGUAUCGUUGGCAGCUUGAUGCCAUGGAGGACCCAGUAGAAGCUCAUGCUCGACGAGGAGCUCAUUGGACUUUCGAUCCUGCGUCUCUUUUAAAAAAUCUGCAGCAGUUGCGGACUCAGGGUGAGGCGCACUUACCUUCAUUCGACCAUGGAGUAGGAGACCCUGUUGAGAAAGACAUAUACGUAUCACCUAAGCACAAAGUCGUUCUUGUCGAGGGCAACUACCUCUUGAUGGAAGAGGGCGAAUGGAUAGGUUUACAAAAUCUGUUCGAUGAACGCUGGUUUGUAGACAUCGACAUUGACAAGGCUAUGAAGAGGGUUGAGCUGAGACACAUCGCAACUGGAAAGACGCCUGACUACGCAAAACAUCGGGUAGUGUACAAUGAUCGGCCCAACGCUGAACUGAUUGCUCUUACGAAAAAGAACGCGGAUCUCAUUAUUCCGUCAAUAUCCAUUUGCUGAGCUCAUAUUUGUUUUAGUUGUUUUUGGACUGCUGCACCAAGUUUGGAAAAUCGAAGACCAGGUCACAACAUCCAGCACCGUGUCGUGCUUCUUCUACUCAUGUUUACCAUUGAAAUGUUUAUCACAAGUGAAAUCUUGAAUGUGUGCUGUGCUGUGGCAAGCUAGCGUUAUAUAACACAAAGUACUAAUUAUCUUCUUCUUUUUCUCCUGCCGUUGUGGCGACUUAUGAAUACGCAGUCAAUUUUGUGAGAGCUCUACUGUAUAGUUGCUUAAGGUAUUCACUAACUGGAGUGACUUAAGUUAUUGAGAUUGGCAAACUAGGGAGGGCCAGAACAAGCUUUAUAAAAGAAGUCGUUCCUUUUUAAGAUUCAUAUCACCCAGUAAUAGUUGAAUAAAGCUUACAUAUAUGUCACA
Molecule: messenger RNA, 2013 nt
Organism: Physcomitrium patens
Lineage: Eukaryota; Viridiplantae; Streptophyta; Bryopsida; Funariales; Funariaceae
Molecular function (GO): ATP binding; kinase activity
Source: RefSeq, a predicted model, not a curated record